This is a messenger RNA of Echinops telfairi (small Madagascar hedgehog), 1940 nucleotides long. It is a transcript of the gene TAF1A, whose product is annotated as TATA-box binding protein associated factor, RNA polymerase I subunit A. The transcript is spliced from 11 exons. The record is from RefSeq and is a predicted model, not a curated record. NCBI's taxonomy places the organism in Eukaryota, Metazoa, Chordata, Mammalia, Afrosoricida, Tenrecidae. Gene Ontology annotation, biological process: transcription by RNA polymerase I. Bases 226 to 1578 code for a protein of 450 amino acids. Gene Ontology annotation, cellular component: RNA polymerase I transcription regulator complex.
CCGAGACGGGGUUAGCAUUACCAAGGAGCCGCCCGCUUCAGACGGGCAAGUGCCGCAGAUGUUGGCCACUGUUGUUCGCUCGCGUUCAAAGUAGGAUGCAGUCGUGUUGCUAUUUUCUCUCGAUUCUCCGGAAUCUUGAAUUCUGAGAGCAAGGUUGAGGUAGCGGAGAAGCUCUGGUUACUGUGGUAACUGCGUGACGCCGGUUUCGGACUUUGCCAGUUAGGUAUGAGUAAUUUCAGUGAUGAAUUGACGAGCCCCGUGGCAGAGGCCAAAGGAGUGGAAACUUCAGUGCUCUCUGGUACAGGGAUAUAUAUUCCAUGGCUCCAAAAGCAGAUGGACAUGGUGGUGACUGGAGGCAAAAAGAAGAAGGAUUUUGCUCAGACGACAAGUGCAUGUUUAGCUUUGAUUCAAGAAGCUCUGCUGAAGCACCAGUGGCAGAAAGCGGCAGAAUAUAUGCAUAGUUAUUUUCAGACCUUGGAAGAUACAGAUACCAACAAAAGGCAGGCUGCCCCUGAGAUUAUUUGGAGGCUUGGCAGUGAGAUUCUAUACUAUCAUCCCAAGAGCAACUUGGAGACUUUCGGCACCUUUGCGGACAGAAUGAAAAAUAUUGGUGUCAUGAAUUACUUAAAGAUCUCCUUACAACAUGCAUUGUACCUGCUACAUCAUGGAAUGCUUGAGGAUGCGAACAGAAAUCUAAGCCAGGCAGAGACAUGGAGAUACGGUGAAAAGUCAUCUUCCCAGGAAAUCUUAAUCAACCUUAUUCAGGCCUAUAAAGGACUUUUGCAGUAUUACACUUGGUCUAAGCAGAAGAUGGAAUUAUAUAAGCUUGAUGAGGAUGAUUAUGCAUAUAGCACUGCAACCCAGAAUAUGCUCAGCCAGAGCUGGAAGACAUCUGUAAAUCUUUCUGCAUUGAUUAAGAUUCCUGGGGUUUGGGACCCUUUUGUGAAAAGUUAUGUAGAGAUGCUGGAGUUCCACGGGGAUCACGAUGGAGCCCGGGAGAUCCUCACCAAUUACGCAUAUGAUGAGAAGUUCCCAACAAACCCGAAUGCCCAUAUCUACCUGUACAGCUUUCUAAAAAGGGAGAAGGCACCCAGAGAGAAACUGAUCAGUGUGCUUAAGAUUUUGUAUCAGAUUGUACCAUCUCAUCAAUUGAUGUUAGAGUUCCAUAAAAUUCUUAAAAGUUCAGAUAAAGAAGAACACCGUAAACUGGGACUAGAGGUGUUAUUUGCAAUAUUGGAUUUUUCUGGGUGCACGAAAAAUAUAACUGCAUGGAGAUAUUUGGCAAAAUAUCUGAAAGAGACCUUAAUGGGACAUCAUCUGGCUUGGGUUCAAGAAGAGUGGAACUCCAGGAAAAGUUGGUGGCCAAACUUUCACUUCAGCUACUUUUGGGCAAAAAGUGAUUGGAUGGAAGACAAGGCGUUGGCUUGUGAGAAAGCUUUGGUAGCUGGCAUAUUAUUAGGAAAAGGUUGUAGAUAUUUUCGCUAUGUUUCAAAGCAAGGUCAUCAAGUCUUAAGGAAGAAAAUUAAGCAGAUGAACAAAUCAGUGAAAAGAUAUAGUAUUGUAAAUCCAGGACUUUGAUGUUAAAUUCAAAUUUUUAUUUACAUUGCCUUGAACAGUGUGAUAACUUGAUCAUUAUGAGUGUGUUCAUAUAUUCAGUUUAAAAAGUGCAAUUUUUCUCUGAACUUGUUGAAGUUCCUUGUAUAUUCUAACAAUUUCACAGAGAAAUUGGAUAUAUUUAACCUGGAACUAUAAUGAAAUUAAUGUUUCAUAUGUGAAAGAUGGUUUUAUAAGAUAGCUUAUAUGACUCCUAAAAAGUUAUUUUUUUAAUCUUUUUGUAUUCCUUUUGCUAUCAGUUUUAGUUACAGCACUAGUUUGCCGACUUUAUUCUUUGUAAAUAUAUACAUACACACAAAUUUAUUUUUGUACUGUUAAAUAUAACA